Eucalyptus grandis is the source of this 1490-nucleotide messenger RNA. RefSeq lists its product as uncharacterized. Lineage: Eukaryota; Viridiplantae; Streptophyta; Magnoliopsida; Myrtales; Myrtaceae. The record is from RefSeq and is a predicted model, not a curated record. The transcript is spliced from 4 exons. The coding region runs from base 247 to 1158 and encodes 303 amino acids.
GCGUUAAUCCCACUCCAACGCCGCGGCCUUUGCAAAGACGGGGGCGUUACAGAGAGGCGGCUAAACAACUCUCUCUCUUCUCUCUCUCUCUCUUCUCUCUCUGUCUCUUCAGCAUUGACUAACGAAUUCUCAAUUCGAACCAAGACCCAUAAGUCUCCUCCCCGGGAACUUUGAUGGGUAUGUCAUGAUUCUCUGUCCCGAGCUCUUGUCUCCCUCUGAUCUCCCCAGAUCGAGACAUCCCCCAGAAUGUCGAAAAAUCGAGUCUUUCUGAUCCUCCUCCUGGUUUCGAUCCCGUGUCGCCACCGCCAAUCCGGCGCGUCCCCCGUUUGGGAGUACGGGAAGCCCUCUCGACUCCUGGAGGCGACGAAAUCUAAAGAGAGCUCGCCCGCACCCAGUCCGGGUUUGGACUCGGGCCAGAAAAGCCCGACGAACAAAUCGGACCCCGGAAGCUCCCCGGAUCCGGCUAUUGCUUCCGCCGGCGGCGACGGCGAUGGUGGCAAGUGUUCGAUUCCAGCCGAGACGUGCCGAGCUAGGGAGAAUCUGACUGCUUGCCUGCACCAUCCUGAGAAUGACUCCAAGGGGACAUUUGUUCUUGUCAAGAAUGGUGGAGAGGUUCCUCUCGAAGGGAAGAUUAUUUGCUUACCUGCAAAUAAUAACCAAACGUUUAAACUAACAAAACAGAAAACCACAGUGGUUAACGUCACAGCUGAAGUUGGAGUAUGUUCGUCCAUAACAGUAGAUGCUGGAAAUGGGCACUGCACCAUUCCUAUUUUUGCUAGAGUACCAGCAUCAGAAGGUAACAUUUUUAAACAAUUUCCUUAUAACACUCAGGUCACCCCCAUUCAUGGACUCUACCUUCUAUUGGGAAUGGUUGUUACAAUUGGAGGGGUGUGGGCAUGCUGCAAAUUUGGGAAACCAGAAAGACGGGUCGAUGGGAUUCCAUAUCAAGAGCUUGAAAUGGGGCAAGCGGAUUCAACUUCAGUUAAUGUUGUGGAAGCAGCAGAAGGUUGGGAUGAAAGUUGGGAUGAUGAUUGGGGUGAUGAGAUUAGGGAAGUGAAAUCACCGAGCCGAGGGCCAGAGGGUAAUGCAGCUAAGGCAAAUGGAUUCACAUCUCGGUCUUCCGAUAGAAAUGGCUGGGAAGACAACUGGGAUGUUUAGGAACUGGAUAGAGUCUAUGGUCCCUUUAUAUGUCUUGGAAUUGGUGGAAAAAUCAAGAACCUUGAGAAUAGAGGAAGAGAUUAUACAUGUAGAAAAUUAGGUUUAGCAUUGUGAAAAGGCAGGAAAUGUGCUGCCUUUUCUGUUUUUGGCUUUCCAGUACUUGUGAAUUUUUACUUUUAUCACAAUUUUGGCCCUUAAUUUCCGUCCUGAAAUCAUUCGGGGUAAGUUUUGGUUUGUAAUUUUUUUUUUUUUUUUGGGGCCUUUCCUCCUGUAAGUAACUGUCAACAGAAAUCCAAGUUACUUGAAGAUCCACUUGUUAGUAGUUUUUGUUC